AAUCUACUCAGUGUGGAGUAUUUAACUGUUUAACUGUGUGAUAAAUCCGACACUUCAAAGCCAGAUUGUAAGUGUGCGUAGGUAAAUUACUGUCAACGGAUAUUCAAUAUUAGUUUUGAAUCUAGUCAGGUUUAAAACAAUUUAGGCUUGUUAUUUCAUUUUCUGUAAUAUUCAAAACAAAAUGGUAUUGAAAAGGAAAAAUUCCGCGUUGUUCAUGUGUUAAAUGUCAUUUAUUUCCGAAUGACACAAUGUUUAAGAAAUAAUAAUUUUAAAAUCACAGACAUUUAUUGGAAAAAUAUAUCGCGUAAACAGGAAUUUCCUAUCUUAAACUUACUUAAACUUAGCGGUAGAUGACAGACAUUUCUUUGAAAAUUUUAUUUCAUCUUAUGUGAUUGUACUCUCUUAACAAUUGAAAUGUGUAAUAGUGAAAAUAAAAUAAAAUUGUGAUUCAAAGAAAUCGGUUAUUAUUCGCUACCUUUUAGUAUUUGUAGCAGAGUGCUAAAUGCUAGCGUAUAUUAUUUCUAAACUGUUAGAGAACAGGAAAUGAAUGAGACAAAAAUGACAAAUAUUACGAUAAAUGGCUGUACCCAGAAGUUGACAAACAAUUCAUACAAUGUCAACUCCUCGGAUUUAUACAUGGAAGAAUGUUUGGGUCUUAUAUGUAUCCCUGUAGUGGAAUGCACGAAAUAUAUAGAAGAACAUGUGACUCCAGGUGCUACCGAAUGGGUCAUAAUUUCGAUAUACAGUGUAAUUUUUCUUGUUGGAUUAAUUGGCAAUGGAUUGGUCUGUUUUGUUGUCAUAAGGGUGUCCCAUAUGAGAACAAUUGUGAAUAUAUUCAUCGUCAAUUUAGCAGUUGCCGACUUUCUGGUACUUCUGAUUUGCAUGCCACCGUCGGUGCUGACAGAUACGACGGAAUCUUGGUAUUUAGGUGACAUAAUGUGUAAAGUGGUGCCUUUUCUACAGACGGUUUCUGUGGCAGUGUCAGUUCUGACGUUAGGCGCUAUUGCUGUUGAACGUUACUUUGCGAUCUGCCAUCCGUUGCGCCGACGCCUCAAUUCAUUGACUGUCACCAUAGUUAUUGUUGUCAUAUGGAUAACUGCUAUUUGCGUGUCACUUCCGGAACUAAUUUACCAAACACUUAACCGCUGGUAUCCAGAGUAUGUUACGGACUAUUUGCAGUACUGUCAACAGAGUUUGUCAAAGGAAAAGCAGAAAUAUUACCAAAUUUUUCUAAUGAUUGGUCUAUACGAUGUACCGAUGUGUCUUAUCUUCUUUGCUUACUCAACAAUAGCACUGCGGCUCUGGAAGGACACGUUUUCAACGGAACACACCAAUGGUCGUCUGAAUGCUGGUAGGAGACCACAGUUCUCGGCUUCUAGACCAGAAAGUCAAUUAAAUGCUCGUAGGAAAGCCGCUAAGAUGUUAAUGACCAUAGUUGUCCUGUUCGGAACCUGUUAUCUGCCUAUUCACAUCUUUCAAAUUUUAAGAUACAAUGGGGAUCUGUAUGAAUGGGAUGACGCUGUGGUAACAACGUAUGCUCUUAUUGCCCGUGGACUUUGCUACUUAAAUAGUGCGCUCAAUCCCAUAAUAUACAAUUUCAUGAGCGCUAAAUUCCGUCAGGAGUUUCGAGCAGCAUUUAGUAGAUGUCACGCACCGUUUCAAGAUCCAGUGAAAGCACCGGUUAACGUGUAUAAUUUUCGCAUUACACGCACUAAUGGACAAACAAGAUCAGAGCGAUAUUCUAUGAACACGUAUUCAACAAGACAAAAUUGGAAUGUAAACAAUACAGGAAGCUCAAAACGAUCGCAGUUUUAAAAUGCGUUGUAUUAUACUUAAUUAGUAUAGGCUGUCUUUUCCAUACUGUAAUUUCAUAAGCACGAUAUUUUGUUUUAGUGUUCAUGUAUUAUGUAAAACACACAUAACGCACGGAAAGGUUUUAUGUUAAAGGUGUGUGUUAAAGGUAGGGUUUACAUUUGCAUGAACAUUGGAAAGAAUAAGUUAAUACUUAUAUUUGCAGUAAAGAUGCUUCCGCUUUAAUAUGUAACGUUCAAUGAUUAACUCUGCGCAUCAACAAAUUCGAAAAAAAUUAACGACUUGUACGAAAAAUCUACAUGGGUACUGUAACCCGUGACCAAUAAAAUUAGAAAUUAUACCGAGGGAUAUAUUUUCUAUAUUCACUAACUGCCCGUAUUCGCAAAUAAAAUAUUCAUGAACGUUGUUUAUAAUAGAUAGCAUUGCAUUAUAUUAUUCUUCAGGUGGUGGCUAAAUAUAUCACGUAUACUCUACCUCGCAAAUCAGUUCUAGAUUUAAGUUUUAAAUAUGUCGAACUUACAGCUUUGUGAAAAAUCUAAGUGUACAGUAUUUCCUGGAAUGUUCUGUAGUUCAACAUUUUACUGAUACCAGCCAAAAGAUGAAUAUUGAUUUCAGAUUAAAAAUAUUUGUUUUGUUCAUUUCGCAGUAUUAAUCACAGAAUUAUCGCAUCAUUCAGAAUUAAACAUGGUCUGCUUCAAGCUUAAGCAUUUGCUAAAACACGAGCAGUUGUAAAAUAGUUUAAGUGUGGCAUGUAUAUAUCGCCAUGAGCUUGUAAUACUCCUUUGAAAAUAAAUGAUAAAGAGUAACAAAUGUACCAGGUAACUGUAUCAUUUCAAAACUAGUUGAAAAUAAUUAUAUAUUUGCUUUACAGUUAAAAGACUGAAUGCGUUUUUAUUACUAAAUACGCAGUUUGGCUGAUAUUUUCAUAUUUGUGAGUAUCGACUGAUAUAUAUAAUUUGGAAAAUAUGUGCAUACUUGUAUGCUAUCCUUUGUAUUGUUCACUCUACAUGUCAUUAGCACUAAAUAAACAUUUUAAUUUAAAUAGUAGUAUGUUAUCAUUACUAAUGUAUGUACUGAUAUAUUUUAUAUAUUUAAAUAGAAUAAAAAGGUAUAUUGUUUGAGAAAUAAUUGAAGUAAGAUGGGGAAUAUACACAUUCAGUCUAUACAGGCUAGUAUGGGAUACUGAUCAUUGUUGUGUAUCUUCAUAGCAUCGUAUUGCAUUAAGAAAAGUUAUAUUGCAUUAAGCAUGGUAAUAUGUACAUGUAUUUGCAUUGCGUAUGAUUUAAACUACAAAUAAUUCCAAUUCCUUUUUCAAUUUCUUGUCGUAAAGGUUCCUUUUGCUUCUCUAAAGAUAACGACGUGUGUAAGCAUGUUCCAUAUGACAUGUAAAACGACUGUCUAUAGUUUACUUAAAAGGCUUGUUAUGUAUCAAAAAGACAUAAUGGCACAUAUGUUUUGUAUGUAUUAUUUUGAGCUAGCUUUCCCACUUGUAAUGAAAUCCAUUUCACUAGUUGGCGUCUCGUAUACUGUAUUAAAUAUACUUAUUUGUAAUAUGAUUUUUGUCAUUUCAGAAUAUAACGUCUACAAUUUGUCUUACACUUUGUUGGUCUGCAUGUAAAAUUACCUGCACAUUGCUAUAGUUUCAUGCACUGCAAAUCAUAUUUGGUGAAAACUUUAACUUCUGUUUUUAUUUCUCGAGGACGUAUAUUCGUUAUGUGGAAACAAUGUUAUAGACUUAUAUACAUACAUUUUUUCUAAUGUUAAGCUGUUAUUUAUUUAUAGUCAAUGUAUUAAUACUACUUUUAUUCACUGACUUGUUUGCCUGCCUGGAGAUAUAUGACUUCGACUAUCCCAAGAUAUGUUUGGAUUGCUUAUAUUUUAUUAAAAAUAUAUUAGUGUGUAUUGCAUGUUUACAUUAAACUCUGAUGUGCUCGUCAUGUCUUUGUAAACUGUGAAUAUUUGUUAUGACUGUAUGUAGUGUUAGUAAGUGGGAACAUAGUGCUGUUGGAAG
This is a messenger RNA of Mercenaria mercenaria, 3823 nucleotides long. RefSeq names its product orexin receptor type 2-like. Gene Ontology annotation, biological process: G protein-coupled receptor signaling pathway. The record is from RefSeq and is a predicted model, not a curated record. NCBI's taxonomy places the organism in Eukaryota, Metazoa, Mollusca, Bivalvia, Venerida, Veneridae. The coding region runs from base 544 to 1815 and encodes 423 amino acids. The transcript is spliced from 5 exons. Gene Ontology annotation, molecular function: neuropeptide Y receptor activity. Gene Ontology annotation, cellular component: membrane.